Messenger RNA from Cryptotermes secundus, 5685 nucleotides. Its product is annotated as D-beta-hydroxybutyrate dehydrogenase, mitochondrial. The transcript has 8 exons. The record is from RefSeq and is a predicted model, not a curated record. The coding region runs from base 1400 to 2455 and encodes 351 amino acids. Gene Ontology annotation, molecular function: oxidoreductase activity. Lineage: Eukaryota; Metazoa; Arthropoda; Insecta; Blattodea; Kalotermitidae.
UAUAGUGACUGGCUACAGGUUGGAUGGUCGAUGAACUGGGCAUCAAUUACUGAGAGGGGCAGCAGAUUUCUCUCUUCUCUGCCAAAUGUACACCAGCUCUGGGGUCUACCCAGUCUCCUAUCCAGUGGGUACUGAGGCUCUUUUGGGCCAGGGCGGGGGGAGAGCAUCUGAUGUGUGAAGCUGACCACUCACCACUAUCUAGUGCAUGGAUUCAAAAUGUGCCUCAACCAACUGUGCUACCAUGUGCCCCCUUUCAGUAUUUCCAUACUGCUUAUAUACAUGUUGUUUCGUGCUUUAAAUUCUAUAUUCUGUAAGGAAUUGUUAUAGUUUAUCUCAGUUCCUCCAGCAAGGGUUCUGAUAUUACAUUGAUGCAGGCUGUAACCAUUUCCUUUAAUAUCUCUCUCAGUUCAUCAUUCUUAACAUAUUUACCAUUUACGGGUGAGUAUUAAUUCUGCAAUUGAUACAGAGCCAUUAAAUGAGUAGAGGUCAGGCUGGGAUAGAUCACUGAGUGAAAUAAUUGGCUACAAGCUACAUGGCUGGUGUUCAACUUCCUAGCAGAGGUUCAGUGACAUUUCAGAGGCUGGCAGCAAGCGGAGCUCUGCUUUUACUGUACUUGCUUCCUGCAUCUCGCUGCCUACAUGUUUUGCCUGCUCUUUGAUUCCAAAGUUUGAGGCAGUGUGUCCCUCUGAAACAUCAGUGAACUUCUACCAGUCUACACGGCAUCACAUCCCAACUGCUAGUCACCACUAUGAGAAUCUCAGACCUGACAGGAACAUUUCUCAUUGCCACCAUGUCCAGAAUGGCUACAGGGUCCACACACUGUCCUCUCCUAUGGGUGUAAGGAACUGGCCACUCACCUCAACCUAAUGUCAAAACUGAGAAUUUGUUAAAUUUGGCAUCCAUGUCACCUAUACAUCUUGGUGUGGCCCAGUGUUGUCUUUAUUAAAUAAACAGACUAAAUCCAAAAGUACCCUAUCCUUUUUACUUCUUUGGGAUGUUAGUAACAGUGUAUAGUUUUGCAGCUGUUACACACUUUAAAGUUUCAAAUUUUCUUUUAAAUAUGUUAUUUUAUGUCUUUAACAUGAAGGACAUGCAGAAUGAGACCCUCAUACAUAUUGAGGAAAUGAAAUGAAGCUAGCAGUUGUGCAGAAAGUCUAUUAAUAGUUUGUUUUCAAGUUUAAACUGAUUAUAUAUUUAUAGCUUGUGUUUAGAGUACAGUGUUUUGAUGAGUAAGACAGACUGUGUGGGAGGAAGCAUCUCUUCCUCUCCUGUCUUCAGCAGUCACAUCCACAGACAUAGCCUGGUUAAAGGUUCAUAUUACAAAAGCUUAAGAAGUGUUUUUCUAAUUAGACAGAACGUGCAAGUGUGCUCAGUUGGCUGAAAAUUUGAGUUUGUUGAAAUGGACUGCUCUCUGGAUGGGAUUUACCGGGCUGUACUUAGAGGUCUUCAGGUUGGGCUUGGGUCUGCAUUGAUCUUUGCUUUUUUGAAGACUGUAGUAACCCUCCCUGGUCUAGAGAAAGUAAGCCCACUUGCUGUGUUCUCUACUGGCAUAUUAUUGGGCAUUGCAUUUUCCUUUUACCGGGACUGUCUUAAGGUGUCACUGAGUGGAAAAUCAGUGCUUAUCACAGGCUGUGAUUCGGGGUUUGGAUAUGAAUUGGCACUUCGGCUAGAAAGAAUGGGUGCAGUAGUGUUCGCUGGCUGUGUGAAGUCACAGGAAGGUGGUGCAAAGGAGCUGAAAGAACUGAACCUGAAGAGGCUUCACAUCAUACAGAUGGACGUAACAUCUGACGAACAGGUUGCAGCUGCUGUUCAAUAUGUCAGCAGGCAUAUUCCACCUCAAGGCUUGUGGGCAGUGGUGAACAAUGCAGGGCUGAAUGCAUUUGGUUAUGUAGAGUGGGUGCCUAUUGAUGUAUGCAAAAAGGUCAUGGAUGUUAAUGUGUGGGGUGCAGUGAGGGUCAUUCGUGCCUUCUUACCCCUUCUCCGCGACACCAGAGGCAGAAUAGUGAACUUGUCCAGCGCACUGUCCCGCUUCAGUCUGCCUAACAGAUCAACAUAUGGCAUAACAAAGUAUGGGAUACAGGCUUUGUCAGAUUGUCUGAGGUUUGAAAUGAAGCGCUGGGGAAUCAGCGUUUCAAUUAUUGAACCUGGAAGCCUUGUCAGUGGUCUCUUCACCGAAGACUCAGUUAAAAAGCAAGCAGCUGACCUUUGGAAUCAGAUACCUGAACAGGUUCAGAAAGUAUACACAAAGGAAUUCUAUGAUGAUGUUAUUGGGGACAUGCUCAAACAUAGCACUGUGAGUGACAUACCCAGAACACCUGUGGUGGAUGCAUACAUGCUGGCACUGGUGCAUCGCUUUCCUCAUCCUCGCUAUCAGCCAAUGGAACUGAGAAUGAAGAUAAUGGUUUGGGUGCAUACUCAUCUCCCGGAAUGGGUGUUUGAGAAAAUUUUUACGUAGAUGUAUACCCAGAAGUUGCAUGAGACUAACAGCAAUCCAUCUGGUGGGAUUAAGAGCCAGUUCAGAGAGGUCAUUAACAAAUGAACAUUUUUAAAUAAGAUUUGAAGCUUUCAUGGCAAAGAAAUGCAUUAAAAUCUUCUUGGGCGGUCAACCAUAUCAAAGUUGGUUUUAGAAACCGUCUUGAUGCAGACUAGCUGACAGAGUACGGCCAUUUCCCUGGUUAAGCAACAGGGUACAACAACUUAAGCAGGAAUGAGAACCACUCAGUUUGUCUCUGCUCGCCUGCUGCCUUUCACACCAAUGAGGAGGAGGCACUGUGUUGACAGAUUUAUGUGUCUGUGAGUUAUGGUUGCUUCCUACAUUGACCCUGAUGAUGAGACAGAACAAGUCUCCAGAAUAGUUUGUAUGUCAAUUUUGAUGCAGCUGAUCACCAGGGAAGCUAUCACAUCUUUAUUAUAAAAAUGUUAACACAUUUAACUUCUAUGUUACUAUAGGCUUACUAAUUUGAGGUGUUAGCCCUAGGAUGCUGAAGCUGUUAUUUUUAAUUCAGAUUACUAAGAUGAGAAUAAUUGAAUCCUUAAGUUAUAAACUGAAUUUGGUGAGGACCAGGUUGAGAGCAUAACUGAGGACUGAGGUCAUGAUAGAAGUUCUUGUUUCUUUUGCCUGCCACACAUCUCUGGGAUGGUGAUUAGCAGGAAUAGCUGGAGUUACUUUAAGAAAAAUCACUACCAGUGUUACUUAAUGUGUCACAAAUGUAACGUGGAUGAUGUCAGCAGUGAACCCAAACCUCUGGAAUGGGAACUUGGUAUCAUAGCACACUCAUGAAACAUCAGCUUGGCAUUUAAACCUCAUGUGAUCAAAGAUACUGGGUUGUGAGCUGCAGCAAUUUUUAAUAUCAUAAACUUUAUUCCCUUCAUAUCCAAAAUAAUUUUCCUUUAGGAUGACUCUAAUACAUAAUAUAAUUUAUGUAAGUUUUCAGGAUUUAAUGGUAGUAAUUGCUCAAAUUAUGGUCUUCUGGGAUGUGACACCAUGUAGUCUUGUGGAAGAUAACAACAUACAGGGUGAAUAUGCUGCCUCCACCUUCAAGAUUGAAGUUUGUAGAGUGAUGAGACAGUUGGGUUUUAUAGGCAGGUUGCAAACAAGGUGUUCACUCAGAUUCAUAGGAGGUGGAUGAGAUGGAACUUGGUCCAGGGCAAUAGGAAUAGCAAACAGGAAACAGAUUGAGUGGCACUCCAACAGCACAAACAGGGAUGAUGGAUUCUCCUUCAGCAAGUUGUCGAAGCCUCUUAUCCACUUCCUGAAACAAAAGAUGGUGAAAGUUGUCUGCAAGGACAAGGUACUCUUUUCCUUCCAAGAUCGCACUCCUCCAUACUGGUGCCCAAAGAAUGAAAGGCUUGCUUUCUCAUGUCCCAUCUGCAGGAAACCUGGAGAAGGCCAUCUUUUCUCAUGACCCCAUUUCCCUUCUGUGGUGAAUGGAAGAAUUGUGACACUCAGUGGGAAUAUUUCCUUUUCACCAUUUUUCUCAAGAUGUCUCCUCUUCCUCUCUUAUGGGUCUUAGUGAUUGACUUCCCUGCAACCGCCCAAUAAAAAUUAAUUAGCUGCUCACCCUACACACUUCAACCCUGAAAUGGAAGGACUGUGUUCCUUUGAAACAUUGGUAUCCACAUACCGGAGUAUAUGGCAUAACAGUCUAUAAGAUCACAACUUAAAAGGGUAAGGUGUUAUAAAGUUUUGAUAUGCAAACAGUUUUGAUCAAAAUAAGGAAAAUGCUGAAAAUCAUCAUUAAAAAUGUUAGCAGAAUUCUAAUCACUACAGUUUUCUGUGUAAACUGUCAAUUGUUCUGUAGUAAAGAUUCUUGCAGUCAAGGUAAGUGUUCAUACAGCAGAUUGCAGUGCCUUGUAAGAAAGGGGCCAAUGGCAUCAGCUGGCAGAAGCUUAGGAAGUCAAUCUUUGCACCCAUCUGGUGUUGAACGCGACCUGAUUUCAAACAACACUUUAUGUACAAUUUUGAUGAAAAGUAUAGUUCUGAUAAAAAUAUUACUUGAUUGUUCUCAUUAAACCUGCAUUACUAGCUCUAAAAGAUAUUUUAAUAAGAGUUUGUCAUCAGUAUAUGUUGCAAAAUUGAAUUUCACAAAACAAUUAAUUAUCUAUAUACUACAUAACAGCCAAAGUCCAUUUGCCCAUUUAUCAAAUCCUGUUUCUCCCAUGUGGUGCAUCGAAGAAAAAAAUUAUGGAAAUGAAAGAUAUUCCUCAUGGAGAGAGAACCAUAGAUACAUUGUACAUUUUGUACAUGAAUAUGAAUCCAAGUCACUUUCCUCAUGACCUCCCCAUAAGAGAAGCAUUUUGAUCAUGAUGAAAAUGAGUAUGUAAACUUUGUAUGUUUUAUAAUGACCAUGGUAACGAGCUGCUUUUACAUUACUUGUGACAUAUUUUCAUGCUUAUUUUAAGAUAUUAAUAACUUACUUGUGUCUGCAUAAAUAUAAGUAGUGUACUCCACUUUUAUGUAUGUGAACUUCCAAUGACAGCUAGGCUGUUUUAUUGAUGGAAUACAGUCUUCUUUAUACAGCAUGUCCCACAGGAACUGUGUUCCAAACGUGAUGUGUGUUUGAGUCCAAGAACCUAGGGAUGUUAAAUGUAAGUAACCUCUACAAAAAACAAAAAUAAUUUCUGAAAUUGCAGUGCCGAUUUUUCUGCAUGGGAAUGCUAGUUACAGUAAUAUAAUCUUUAGUGUGUAAAAUAAUUAUGCUGAUCUCCACCAUUUGAUGCUCAAUAAAUAUGCAGUGAACGUUGAACAUUAUGAAUAUUUUGAAGUGUAUCUAAACUUUUCUUUUUGCUUGUAAAUUAAUUGUGUCAGCUGCAGGGAAAGCCAGAUGUGAGUGAAAAAUAUUACAAUGAAGUAACGUGUAAGCUUAUAUAGAAAAAACUGUAAAUCCAGCAAUGGAGGUAUCACUACCCAUAAAAUGGCCAUCUCAGUUCAUAUGACAUAUAGUACACUGCAAAACAAAGUAAGAGACACUAUGUUUGUUUCUUCUGGUUUAUGAGGGCAUCCCAACUUCAGCUAAGGAAAAACAGGACAUUACAAAAAAUAAUUUAGGAAAUGUACACAAGGCAUAAGAAUUUUGGCACACUUGUGGCCAUCACACAACAAACUCCUGCCCCAGCAAGAACAUACAAGACAGCCACAGCCAACAAACCAACAAAACCAUAAGGCAAACACACGCAGUUCAAGAA